Molecule: messenger RNA, 802 nt
Organism: Suillus clintonianus
Lineage: Eukaryota; Fungi; Basidiomycota; Agaricomycetes; Boletales; Suillaceae
Exons: 3
Coding region: 10-504 (164 amino acids)
Source: RefSeq, a predicted model, not a curated record
CACGCCCAAAUGGACACCAACCAGGACGCUCGACGCCCACCUCCAUCUUCCUCGCCUAUUUCUCAUUACAACAAGUCCAACCAAUCGACAUCAGCCGCAGUGAAACGCACAACUUUGGUUCGGCACGUACUCUCUUCCCACCUUCCCACAUCUCCCAAAACCCCGUCGGUGCAAAUGCAAAUGGCCCAGGUAGCCCUGGGAGGUAAGGACACGCUCCCUCCGGUCGUCCACAAGAUGGUGUGUCUUCCUUCCAUGUUGAUCGAUAACGGUAGACUCGGACGAGCCAUGAUAUUGUUAACGGGAGGACAAUCCGCAGGGUUCGACGCAUCAUCGUUUGGACCAGAUACAGCAUUGCGUUUUUAUCAUCAGCUUCCCCCACCUCCCCCUCCGCCUGGUGCCAAGACAGAUGGUGAUGCCGACAGUGCUCACACACCAGUAGAACUUGUUACGGUGCCUGCACUUGGUCUGGAAUGGCAGUUUAUCCGAGAUGAAAAUUCAGUAUGACGACGAUCCGUGCGCCGCCUCUUGCCUAUCGACUUACUCUGGUUCUGGGAUGUUGUGACCAUCAGUCGCUAUUUCACGGCCUGCACGUUCGCCUUGCUACACUACAAUAUUGGAUUAUACUUAAUGCUGGCAUCGGUCGAUGAUUCGGUUUUGUCUCCUGGGAUGAUUUCAAGUUGAUCUGUUUCACGUCAAGAUAAAUAUCAAGCUUCCAUUUACUUAACAAUACCUACUUUCGACGUUGACAGAAUCGUUUUCUGAAUCGCGCAUAAGGAGGUGUGUCUUCACUGCAGAGAAUGAG